CCACACACAGACACACUCCACCAGCGCAAAGAGUCACAGCAUCGAUCACUCACUACCACCGCGCGCAAGUCGAUCGCUCGCCAAGACGACGUGCCGUGCCGUGCCGUGCGUGCAUUCCGGACAUGUCUCGCCGGCCGCUCGCCCUCGCCGCGGCGCUCCUGCUGCUGCUGCUGGCCGCCGCCGCCGUCGCCGUCGUGGACGAUGCCGUCCGGCCGGGCGCCGGGGAGGAGCUCGCGGGCGUUGGGUCGUCGGCGGUGAAGUCGGCGAUGGCGGCCGGCGCCGACCCCGACCCUUCCUCCUCCGUCGACGGCGUCCCGGCCGACCCGGCGCCGGACGCCCGCGGCUAAUCAAAUCAUUAAACCGUGCUUCAUUUGUUGUUCUAUGAAUGAUUAUGCUUUUGUUGAUGUCCUUUGUGCGUUCGUGAUCGACUUUAAUUUGUCAGUGUGGUGAAGCUAGCUAGCUUCGGAUCAAAUCCAAGAAAAGCUUGAAAUUGAUCAGACUUAACACCA
Oryza brachyantha (malo sina) is the source of this 509-nucleotide messenger RNA. RefSeq lists its product as uncharacterized. The coding region runs from base 123 to 347 and encodes 74 amino acids. Lineage: Eukaryota; Viridiplantae; Streptophyta; Magnoliopsida; Poales; Poaceae. The record is from RefSeq and is a predicted model, not a curated record. The transcript has a single exon.